This is a messenger RNA of Hordeum vulgare subsp. vulgare (domesticated barley), 2977 nucleotides long. Its product is annotated as protein NPGR1. The transcript has 7 exons. The coding region runs from base 356 to 2662 and encodes 768 amino acids. The record is from RefSeq and is a predicted model, not a curated record. Gene Ontology annotation, molecular function: protein binding. NCBI's taxonomy places the organism in Eukaryota, Viridiplantae, Streptophyta, Magnoliopsida, Poales, Poaceae.
CCACUUCCAACGACACGAGAGAAGCGAGCCCACCUCCUCCCUCUCCUCUCGGCCUGCAGCGCGGCGCGGAGAGAGAAAGGAAGACAGGCGGAGAUCCUCCUCCUCGCGUCGCCGUCAUUCCGGCAAUCUACCUGCUCCGAUUCCUCUGCGCCCUCGUCCGCCGCCGCCUCCUCCUCUCCCGUCGGCCGCGCCGCGCAGGACGAUCCUCCCCGCCGCAACGCGCGCGCUUCACGGUUCUGUGAUCUACUUGAUGAAUGAUUAAUACCAUUGUCCCCAAGGAAGAUCCUAAGAGAGAGAGAGAGGAUAAUUUACAUUUUUUAAUUCAGGUUAAGUUAAAUUUCCCUCGUGGGAGAAAAUGGCUGCGAUCAUGUUAUGCACAUGCAGCGGGGACCAAUCCAAGUUUGAAGAGAUGCCCCGAUCGCCGGAGUCUCUCGCGACACGGGAUUUCUCAGCAAGUGGUUCUUGUUCGAAACCAGGAAAACGAGAAGCAACGCCUGAUGACAACCAAGUGAAUGAAGUGGAAUCGGACUUAAGAGAGACUCUUUCACUAAAUUAUGAGGAGGCCCGGGCAUUGCUGGGUAGACUAGAGUAUCAGAGAGGAAACUUUGAUGCAGCGUUGCAAGUCCUUCAGGGCAUUGAUAUAAGAAGCCUGAAACCACGAAUGACCGGUGCUAUUACUGAAAGUGCCAAGCCUAAAGUUUCUCCACGUUCUUCAAGAAGGAAAACCUCACAAGUGAACGGAAUGCUAGUGCAUAUGUCAAUGCAUUCUGUAAGUUUGCUUCUGGAAGCCAUAUUGCUUAAAGCGAGAUCUUUGGAAAGACUUAGUAGGGUGACAGAUGCUGCAGAAGAAUGCAGAACCAUCAUAGACAUUGUAGAGUCUGCAUGGCCGAAUGGUGUUCCUGAAGGUACUUCCGAAGAAUGUAAGUUGAUAGACAUGUUCCACUCGGCUCUGGAAUAUCUUCCUAACCUAUGGAUGAAAAGUGGUUGUUUGGAGGAGGCCAUAACUGCAUAUCGGAGAGCUCUUGCAAGGCCCUGGAAUUUGGAUUCUCAAAGGUCUGCCAACUUACAAAAAGACUUGGCGGUGACUCUACUGUACUGUGGUAUUGAAGUGAAGUCACCUCAAGAGUUCAGUCAGCAACAGAACUUGGCAACCCCUGAGAACAACAUCGAGGAAGCAAUUUUGCUGUUGUUUGUACUUAUCAGAAAGCUAACCUUCCAAGAAAUAAAGUGGGAUCCUGACCUCGUGAACCAUCUGAUGUACGCACUGUCAUUGUCCGGUCAUUAUGAAGUCUUGGCCAGGCAUCUAGAGAUGUUGCUACCUGGAACCUAUAGCAGAUCAGAAAGAUGGUACAUUCUCGCACUUUGCUACAGUGCCGCUGGCAUGGAUGAUAGUGCCUUAAACAUCAUAAGGAAUGGUUUCCAUGUGUUACAAAGAAAGGGAAAACCUCAUAUUCCAUCUCUUCUUCUAGGAGCCAAACUAUGUUGCAAGAACCCAAAGCAUGCUUCUGAAGGAAUAAAAUUUGCAAGUAAAGCCAGGGAGUCAUUCAAAAGUCAUGAUAUACAUUUCAUCAGUGCUGUGAAUCAUUUCCUUGGUGUUUGUUAUGGACCUUUUGCUAGGUCAUCAACUUCUCACUCAGAAAAAAUGAGAUUACAAGAUGAUGCACUGAGGCUGUUGCAGGAUGCUGCGGCAAUGGCGAAGUAUAAUCCUGAAAUAUUGUACAGCCUUGCUUGGGAAAAUGCAAUGCAGCGGAAACUGAAUGCAGCCAUUGAAAGUGCAACGGAAUGUCUCGAAAUGGUGUCAGGAAGUUCAGUGAGUACCUGGAAGUUAUUGAUUCUCGUGUUAUCUGCACAGCAGAAUUUAGAAGAAGCUGAAUCAGUAGCAGAUAUUGCACUAGAUGAGGCCGAGCAAGAGGAUCAAAUGGGUAUUUUGAGGCUAAAAGCACUAACUCAGUCCUCCCGUGGACAAUUCAAGUCUGCUGUGGAAUCUUUUAGAAUUUUGCUUGCAAUCAUUCAAGCAAAGAAAGAAAUCUGGAAAUCGGCCCCUUAUGAUAAGGUUAAAUCCCUGCAUAAGUUAGAGAUGGAAGCAUGGUUAGAUUUGGCAUCAAUAUACACAAAGCUUGAAGCAUGGCAUGACUCAAACAUUUGUCUUGACAAAGCAAAAUCCAUCGAUUUCUUAUCUCCAAAGUGCUGGCACGUCAAAGAUAUUAAGAAUCUCAAAAGAACAGAGUAUUUAUUGCUAUCAUCUUUGAUUUCUGUCUCGGGUCAUACAAUUGAGGUUGAUAUUAGCUGCAUGUGCUUAAUUAACGCUAACAAGUGUACUUUUCCAGGACUUAUAUUGGAGGCCCAGUCCUUGCACCAAGAAGCCCUCGAGGCAUUCUCAUUCUCCCUCUCCAUCAAUCCAGACUAUGUCCCUAGCAUGGUUUCUAUGGCAAGCAUUCUAAGAACUCUUGGAGGGAAGUCAUCGUCAAUCGCGAGAACUUUUCUGCGCAGCGCCACCCGCCUAGAGCCAACAAACCAUCAAGCCUGGAUGGGGCUCGGACUCGUCCUGAAAUCUGAAGGAUCGGUGCUUGAGGCCGCUGACUGCUUCCAGGCAGCUUAUGAGCUCCUAGAGUUGUCACCUAUUCAAGAAUUUUCCGAGCAACUGCCCAUCUUGCUGCAGUAGGGAACUCCUCGGCUUGCCAAUUAUCAAAAAGGAAAAGAAAGAAGUACAUUGCCUUGCCAAAUAGCACAGGUUUUGCUGUAGAAAUCCCAUUGCAUCCUUGGCUCUCCAACCAACCAGUAAAUUAUGUGAAUGUAGUAUACCCAUUUCCUUAGGUGGACAUCCUUCACCAAUUUUGUUUUGUGGAUGAGAAUCAUAUAUGGUAAAUUUUGUGAGUGUAGGUAUUUAUGUUGAUGUUGCAACGUCCUUUGCUGCGCAUUCAGCUUUGUUCUUUAUUGGAAAAACAUAAAAUGAAAGAGAGAUGCUUGGUAGAGUGAA